AUGUCUCAAAAUUCAGGCUAUUAUUAUUAUUUUGUCAUUGUUGGACAUGCCGAUAAUGUUUUAUAUGAAACAGAGCUAUCAAACCAAUCGCGUGGUGGUGAUGGACAAACAGCUGUAGUAGCGUCGCGCGAUGAUACACGUCAUCUGAAUCAAUUUAUUGCUCAUUCUGCUUUGGAUAUGGUCGAUGAGUUUAUGUGGAAAAAUACAAGUACUUAUUUAAAACAAGUUGAUAAAUUCAAUGAAUGGUCCGUAUCAGCUUACGUAACAGCCGGUGGCCUACGAUUUUUAAUUUUAUAUGAACAAUUGAAAAAUGACGAAGCAUUAAGAUUAUUUUUUCAAGAAAUCUAUGAAACAUAUGUUAAACUGCUGUUAAAUCCGUUCUAUGUACCCGAUACACAAAUUAAAUCGGUGCCAUUUGAUAAAAAAGUACAAGCGAUUGGACUAAGACAUUUGUUGUAG
Molecule: messenger RNA, 459 nt
Organism: Didymodactylos carnosus
Lineage: Eukaryota; Metazoa; Rotifera; Eurotatoria; Philodinida; Philodinidae
Source: the annotation of a GenBank genome assembly